Molecule: messenger RNA, 2064 nt
Organism: Vespula vulgaris
Lineage: Eukaryota; Metazoa; Arthropoda; Insecta; Hymenoptera; Vespidae
Gene: Sras
Product: CAAX prenyl protease 2
Exons: 7
Coding region: 467-1252 (261 amino acids)
Biological process (GO): CAAX-box protein processing
Cellular component (GO): endoplasmic reticulum membrane
Molecular function (GO): metalloendopeptidase activity
Source: RefSeq, a predicted model, not a curated record
AAGCAACCAACAUUAGUAUGGAGUUAUGGAGACCACGGGUCGAAAUACCGAUUUAUCCUGUAUCUCCGGAAUUUUUUCAUGCUUUGUAUUAUCGGUCGUUUAUAUCGCGAGUUUGUACGUAUGGAAUUCUCCUCACAACAGUGUCUCUCGCAGGCAAGCAGGCAGACAACUACGAACGAAAAAGAGAAAAUGAGAGUGAGAGAGAAAGAGAACACAAAUUCCCCCUUCAUUCGGAUCUCCCACUCGCGUAGACGCUCGUAUUUCUGGACAAGAAUGAACUUUGCAGCGCUCGCGGUGGAGACUCCUUAAACUUUCCUUGUUUGUUUUUGGCGGGUUAUUUAAAAAGAUUUCUCGGCCAGAUAUCUCUAAUUUUACGAAUAUAAUCUCUGUUAAAUUGUCAUUAUUUUUUUUAUAUAAAUUCUCAUGUAGCAGUUCUCUUUUUUCGUUUUUUAAUUUUCUUUCCAGAAUGCGUAUUAGUGUAUGGUAUAGUGCAUGUUUAAUUAAAUCAAUAGAACAUCCUUCUACUAUAAAAAGAAGAUUCUUUAGUGUUUUUAUUGUUGCUUUAAUUUCACCAAUAUUUCUAUAUGUUGGCUUGGACGAGGAGGUUUUCCAAAAAGCAACCAUUUGGGAAUUAUUGGGUUUACGAUGGUCUGGCCUAUUCCAGGCAAGUGUAAUACCAUUUCUUUUAACAAUGAUCUUGUUUUUGGGCCCAUUGAGUGUACAAAUUCUUAAUGGUUUUUGGAGAUUAUAUGCUGAGCCUAUGUAUUGGUUAGGAAGUGUACAUACAUUAAUUUGGUGGAGGAAUCACAUUGUUGCACCACUCUCUGAGGAAUGGACUUUUAGAGCUUGCAUGUUACCAUUACUUUUACAAUGUUUUACACAAACUACUGCCAUUUUUAUAUGUCCAUUAUUCUUUGGAGUAGCACAUUUUCAUCAUGUAGUAGAAAGAAUAAAAAUGGGUAUGGAAAUAAAACUUGCUUUAUUCAUAUCUUGUUUCCAAUUUGCAUAUACUACGUUAUUUGGAGCUUAUGCUGCAUUUCUAUUUGUUAAAACAGGGCAUUUUAUAGCUCCUUUCAUAGCUCAUUCAUUUUGCAAUCAUAUGGGAUUUCCUGAAUUAUCAGAAGUUGUGGCAUAUAAAGAUCCUUUGAAAAGGGCAGCUCUAUUUUCUUUGUUUGUCAUUGGUUUGUUUGCAUGGUGUUUUCUAUUAACACCAAUGACUGAUCCAGCAAUAUAUCAUAAUAAUUUAUUCUGAUAUCAAAAGAUUUAUAUGAAUCAUAUUUUGCAAAGUUGUUACGGGUGUUAGACUAAUAUUUCUAUCAGAUAUCGUAUUUGUAACGAAAUAAUAAUUAAUCAUGUUAUAUGGCACUGACAUAUGUUAAUACUUAAGAUAUAUGUAUAAGGACAUACUUGUAGAUUACAUUAUAAAACUUGUUAACAUUAAGUUUAAUAAUGCAUAUAAUAUGCAUAAUGUGAUUAUACUCAAUAUAAUAUCAGUCAGAAUAACUAUAAAAUAUCACCGUAGUGCCUGAGAAAAUAAAACUUUUACUAUAAAUUAUACGUGCCAAUAAUAUUAGACAAAAAAUAUGAUUUUACCUAAUGUUCUUUUAGGGAUAUAACUUGUAAUAUAUAAUUUAAUGAGAUUUAUAAUACGUUAGUAGACAAUAUUGUUCUAUAAUUAUUGCUGGGAUUUUAUAUUUGAUAUUUUAAUGAAGAAUUAAUUGUUUUUACAAAAAUAUGUAUUGUAUUAAGUUUAAUUAACAUUGAUUAUAUCAAAUUUAAAAAACGAUACCUUAAAAUUUAAUUUGGGUACACAACUAUAUUAUAUUAAUAUUAUAUUUUAAUUUGUAAUAAACAUGUUUAAUUCAAAAAUCACGUUUAUACAUAUUGUAAAAUUUGCAACAAUAAAAAAUAAGAAGUUUAACAUAAUUACUAUGUGGUCUUACAUAAUAACUUUCUUAUAGAUAUUGUAAAUACAGAAAAAUUUUACUUAUUUGAGAGUAUCUAAGAAAUUAUUAUAUACAUAUAUUAUUCAUUUGUUAAACUUUACAUAAACAAAAAUUGAAA